Dacryopinax primogenitus is the source of this 1584-nucleotide messenger RNA. RefSeq lists its product as uncharacterized. Bases 118 to 1527 code for a protein of 469 amino acids. NCBI's taxonomy places the organism in Eukaryota, Fungi, Basidiomycota, Dacrymycetes, Dacrymycetales, Dacrymycetaceae. The record is from RefSeq and is a predicted model, not a curated record. The transcript is spliced from 2 exons. Gene Ontology annotation, molecular function: hydrolase activity, acting on carbon-nitrogen (but not peptide) bonds, in cyclic amidines.
AUUAUCUGCAACGCCCGCGUCGUCGGCUACCACACCUUGGUCAAGGUGACAUGCGACGCGGAAACGUGCUGCAUUACAUCGAUAGAGCCGCAAGGCAAGAAGCUUGUUGUCUCUUCGAUGUGGUUGCGCCGAAACGCCUUUCGAAAUCUCGCUUCGGUUGUACGCCUUGGUCGGGCCAGCAAUAAGGUCGCCGUUAUCGACGCUGGAGGUAGCUUAGUGCUCCCUGGACUGGUCCAGGCGCACAUGCAUCUCAGUCACACCUAUUUGGACAGCGGCCAGGUGAAAAGCCCUGACGGCACCGAACUUUUCUCGAAUGCGACAUUGGCAUUCGUCGGUACUCUCGGCGACACGAGGUCCUUCCGCGACGUGGACACUCUCAAGAACGUUCCAUACAGGCUCUCGAAGGUGGAUGCCUCUCUUGCGAGAAUCAAGGCGCUGGUGGAGAGGGGCCGACUCAUCAUUGAAACGGCCCUAUCUCGUGGCGUCACUAGCAUGCGAACCCAGGUAGAAGUUGACACUAACGUCGGCCACCUGCCGUUUCAUGCUGGGUGUGUACUUCAGAGAGAAUUCGAGGACCGCUGCGAUAUUCGCAUUUCUCUCUUUGCUACACAAGCUAUAUACUGCCAGCCAAACCGAUCUUUCGACCAAUGGCAUACGGACCGCAUGAAAUGGCUGCUCCAACGCGCAGCAGGAAAAGAGGGCGUCAGAGCCGUUGGCUCUGCCCCUUUCAUGGAAGAUAAUAUGGGCACCGCACUCCUUAAUAUUCAAUAUAUAUUGGACUUGGCAGAAACACAUGGCGUGGACGCUGAGUUCCACCUUGAUGUCGACAUUUCGCAAGACAUGCGAACCCUUUUUGAAGUCAUCCAACAAAUACAACAACGCCCUGUGUUUAAUUCUGACUUCUACUCUCCUGAACCAUCGCAUGUCAGGUUCCCCCUACGCGUUACGCUCGGGCAUCGUGGACGGCUGUCUAGUAUGUCCAGCCUGGACAAGAGCAAUUUGGCGGAGCUCGUGGCGGGCUGGGAGAUCUACUUCGUAGGUGUGUCUUACGAGGCAGAGGGACUCUUCCGCAGGUCCAGCACCUCGGCGCAUGCUGGGUUCAAGCGCGAAGAUGGUUGGUUCAAUUCAGUUAGCCUCAGCAGGAGCCAGAGUGGAUCUCUGGUAAAAGAUCUCGACGCCCAUACUUCAUUGGCCAUUGAAAACACUGGUACUUUCACUUCGCCGUGGGAUGCUGAUCCUCUUACCCUCCUCGCUAUGGACGGUGCAAAUCCAGGCGACGUUUCUGAGACGCAGGCGCAAAGCCUGCUUCGCAUGGUCACCCUCAACGCCGCGGCAGCGGCAGGCAUGGGAAGGCGUGCUCAUCCACAAUCUUUGCACAUUCGAACCGGCGACGUUGCGAACCUAGUCAUUCUUGACGGUUGUUAUGACUGCAGAACCGCAGUGUUUAACCCACCACUCAACAGGAUUACAAUCAAGAGGGGACAGAUGGUGUCGGGUGCGCAGGUCAAAGGCUGGAAGCUCAACUAAAACGGGUACUCCCAACCUCUUGUGCAGUUUCGGUCUUACUUCGUGUGUAGCUUUCCC